UUCCUGUAUGGAAGUUGCCUGUGGAACGGCCCUCGGUGGUCUUCGCCUCCUACCCACGUGAGUGUGGAAAGCCCGCGGAGGAAGGAGCGGGCUCUGGCGCUUCGCGUGGGGAAAGAUCGGCUUUGCAGAAUUGACGGAGGGAUCACUUUGCUCCUGGUAUCGUCAUUCUACCAAUGGCCAAAGGCACAGAAGAAACAGAAAGGCUACUGAAGAGAAUCCAGGAGCUGGAAGAGACGGUGCAAAGGCUAGAAGGCAGGCUCUUGGAAAACAGAAAAGGCCCAGGCGAGGGGAAUGGCGUCCCAGCAUCAGGAAAGGGGAAGAAACGUCCACAGCGGCCAUUCAAUUUCAGUGCGUAUGGCCAGAGGCACGUGGCACUCAAGAUUGCCUACCUAGGGUGGGAAUAUCAGGGCUUUGCCAGCCAGGAGAACACCAACAAUACAAUAGAAGAGAAACUGUUUGAAGCUCUGGGAAAAACUCGGUUGGUAGUCAACAGACAGACUUCUAACUAUCAUCGCUGUGGACGUACAGACAAGGGAGUCAGUGCAUUUGGACAAGUGAUCUCUUUGGAUCUCCGGUCAAACCUUUCAGACAAUAAAUCUGGGGUUGUCACAGAAGGUAAAAGUCAUAUUUCAGAGGAGAUCCGCUACACCCAUAUUUUGAAUCAGGUACUUCCUCCUGACAUAAGAGUAUUGGCAUGGGCCCCUGUAGAUCCUAGCUUCAGUGCUAGAUUUAGUUGCCUGAAGAGGACCUAUCGCUAUUUUUUCCCUCAUGCUGAUCUGGAUGUUGCUCUUAUGAAUACAGCAGCUCAAAGAUUUAUAGGGACCCAUGAUUUUCGUAAUCUCUGCAAAAUGGACGUAGCCAAUGGUGUGACCAACUUUCAGAGGACAAUCCUGACUGCAGAAGUGAAGCUUGCAGAUCAAGAAAAGAAAGUGGAAGAACUAAACCCUUUCCAACUGUAUGCAUUUGAAGUAACAGGCCAAGCAUUCCUCUAUCACCAAGUCCGCUGCAUGAUGGCCAUUCUCUUCUUGAUUGGACAAAGGAUGGAAAAGCCAGAGAUUAUUGAUGAACUGUUUGAUAUAGAAACCAAUCCUAGGAAACCACAAUACAGCAUGGCAGUGGAAUUUCCUCUAGUUUUAUAUGAUUGUGAGUUUGAAAACAUCCAGUGGAACUAUGAUCAUCAAGUCCAGGAAUUUAAUGUUACACGCUUUCAGCAGCUUUGGACAAACCACGCCAUUAAAAGUCAGGUGCUUUACAGCAUGUUAUGGGGCCUGGAUUUUGCAAAGAUACCUACAGAGCCAGCUUCAAGCAACAGCACAACAAUACUCUGGAGAGAGGUAUCGCCACCAGUCCACAACCAUAUUAGUGCUUUAAUCGAGGGAGUGAAAGCCCGCAAUUACAAACCAUUAAUGGAUCGGCCCAAAUGUGAAGGUCUAGAAUCUCGUAUCAGUCAUUUUGUGCGCAGAGGACGCAUUGAACAACCAAAUUUGAAAAAAACAAAGCAUUCUGAAAGGGAAUUGGAUGAGCAAAUGGAAACUAAAAGCAGCCCGGUGGAUUCUAUUCAAUUGGACAAGGAAAUUCCAGAACAAACUGCAAAAAGGAUAUGUAUUAGUACAGAUUGAAGUUUCUCGAUGCCAACUGCUAUCUCCAAACAAAUUACAUUGAAAUUAUCUAUUAGACAUUUAAAGUUACAAUGAUAAUAGAUUACAUAUAGACUUACACACAUUUCCGUUUAACUUUCAAAAAAAUAAUACUUCAUUAUAUAACUCUGAUGGGAAGAUAUUCAAUUAUUAAAAAAAACUGAAGUAAAUCCUAAUAUUGGUUCUGCAAUUUUGUUUACAGCUGCAUACGGAAAGUAUCCAAUGCUUAAACAAUUGUAAAUAAUGAUUAUAACAAUUAUAUUUGCCAAAGCAGUAAUUCAGGGAAUAUGGGGGAGGUAGAUAAGUAGGUAAAAUUUCCAAGGGAAUUGUAUUUUAAUAGUUCAGUUUUCUCCAGAAAAUACCAUAGCUAGUUAUGCAAAUUUCUCAGUCCUUUACAUUUAUCUCAUAUUUUUAAAAAGCUAUUUUCUGAUCUACUUUAAACAUUUGGUACAUUCAUGAGAAUCAGUCUGGCAUAGAAGGUAUCGGGUUAGAAAUCAGGAGAUUAUGAGUUCUAGUUCUUUUUUGGGGACAAAGCCAACUGGGUAAGUCUUUUUAUCUCAGUCCUAGGAAGGACACAGUGGUAAACUAUUUUGGAAAAACCUUGCUAAAACAGCAGGCUUUGUCCCAGCAUCUCCAAGAAUCAAAUAUUAUUAAACAAAAGAAAAUACAUUGUGUGGAAACUCUGGAUAUGAUUACAUUGUCUCCCAUGAAGAUCCUGAGGAUGCCUUCCCUAGAAAUCACAUAUACACUUUAUCAACAACAUGAUGUAAUCUAAACAAAUUGUCCAGUGGCAGCUUUAGUAGAUCACCUGGUUGUCUCAGCUUUGCAGAAUGCCAUAUGAAAUAUUAAAAUAUUCAUCUGUUUUAAUGUACAACAAUCAAUCAGUGGACAAUGACAUAAAAAGGCAUCUACUAAAUCCUCAAAACAUAAGCUUAGUUCAUACAUUUUGCUAAGUCACGAUAUGGUUUCUUCUUAGUAGAGCAAUGAAUUCGUUCAUUGUGGAUUGCGAAUUAUGGAAUACAGAGUAGUGCAGGCUCAAUAUGGUACUUAUCCAGUGGUGGGUUUCAAAGAGGUUUACCACCGGUUCAGUGGGCUUGGUUUGGUGGGCACACUUUGCACACGCACAGGGGCUUUCCUACUCGCCUCCUGCAAACCCUGUAG
Messenger RNA from Pseudonaja textilis, 2798 nucleotides. The record is from RefSeq and is a predicted model, not a curated record. Lineage: Eukaryota; Metazoa; Chordata; Lepidosauria; Squamata; Elapidae.